UUAAACCACCUGACCCCCCCCCCCCCUUUCCACCCGCGGAGCUGCAGACGCAGAAGGGGGCGCGAUUUCGCUUUCCUGUUGGUCUGAGUUCCAGCCAGAACCGCCCUUGCGGUGGGAACCCGGAGACUGUAACUCCACCCCGGCGAGGAGAAAGCCUUGAGGGGAUGACUCGUGGCGAUGGCUUGCAGGGUCAUGAACAAAAGAAGGCAUAUAGGACUUCAGCAGCUUUCCUCGUUUGCACAAACAGGAAGAACAUUCCUAGGCCCUGUAAAAUCAUCAAAAUUUAUUAUUGAUGAAGAGUGUCACCAAAGUGUGUUCAUCAGCUCAACAGUAAGGCUUCUUGAAAGUUUAGAUAUGACCAGUGCCGUGGGCCAACUUCUCAAUGAAGCAGUUCAAGCACAGAAUAGCACGUACAGAACUGGGGCCACUACUCUUUUGUUUCUUGCUGGUGCAUGGAGCAGUGCUGUUGAAGAAUGUCUCCAUCUUGGUGUCCCCAUUUCUAUAAUAGUGUCAGUCAUGUCUGAAGGCUUGAACUCUUGUUGUGAAGAGGUGCUUUCCCUUCAGGUACCUGUCCAUGAUAUAUUUGACCAUAUGGACAGCAUGGAAGCAGUCUCUGAAUUUGAGACAGUUAGUGUCAGUUUGUGUCCUUUUCUGCAAGACCCUUCAGGUGCUAGUUCAAUACAGGAAAAGCACAAUCUCAAAGAUAUGGCACCUCACUUAUCCCCUCACAAUCUUUGUGGAAGACCUGUCAAAUCGCUUGAAUUCUUCAAACCUCAGGCUAACAUUGAAGCAACUGAAAAUACAUCACAAGCUCUGAAAACUAGUCUGCGUGCAGAUACCUGCUUCAGAAAGUCAGUGUUGAUCCACAGUAGGCAUCUUAACAGGACAGCUACCAGUCAGUGGCUACAGAAACCAGAUAGAUUUUUGGAACUGUGUGGUGACACUACUUUCCAGACUUACAGGUGUCAUGACUUGGUUGAGUUGGCCACGGGCUUGAGUCAUGGAGAUGCAAGCAGCAUGAAACUGGUGGAAGAAGCUGUACGGCUGCAGCAUCAGAGUGCGUGUAUGCAGCCAGGCAACUGUGUGGUGCCAUUUGUGUUUGACAUCUCAAGACUCUUCACUUUCUGUCUACCAGGCUUGCCUGAAGCCCUGUCUUGUGUUUGUCCAGGAUAUAUCACUCUGGUAUCAACGUCUAGUGCUGCUGUGGUCCAGGAAUUGCAGAGUCAGCCUAUCCGGGUAAUUCUCAUUCAGGGUGACCUCACAAAGAGUUACCGCCACCUGGGAUUUAAUAAGUCUACAAAUAUUAAAACAGUGCUAGAUAGCAUGGAUCUUCAAGAAGACAGCUCAGAAGAAGUGUGGGCAAAGCACGUUCUGCAGCUGUUAUUCCAGUUCAGUGUGAACCUUGUGCUGGUGGAAGGAGAUGUAUCUGAGCACUUGGCUGAAAAGUGCCGGCACAGUAAUCGACUGGUUGUUGGGUCAGUGAAUGGCCGUGCGAUCCAGGCUUUGGCGGAGGCUACAGGAGCAGUGCAGGUGGCCUACAUCACACAAGUGAAUGAAGACUGCGUGGGCAGUGGGAUCUCUGUGACCUUGUGGAAAAACCCACUGGAUGCUGUAGAUCGGAGCAAUAGGAUGGCAGUCUUAUUAAAAACAGAAGGAAUUAAUGUGAUUACAGCAGUGCUCGCUAGCCCAGUCAGUGCGCAGAUGCAAACUAAAGAAGAUAGAUUCUGGACUUGUGCAUAUCGUGUGUAUCAUGCUCUAAAAGAAGAGAAGGUCUUCCUUGGAGGCAGCGCAGUUGAAUUUUUGUGCCUCAGCCAUCUUCACAUUCUUGCUGAGCAGCCUCUGCACAAAGGAGACCAUGCCUGUUUGGGAUGGCUUCAUGAUACUUCCUCUUGGCUAGCCUCAUCUCUGGCAGUGUACAGACCAACUGUGCUUAAGUGCCUGGCCAGUGGAUGGCACAAGUACCUCUCAGUGCUUCUAUAUAACACUGCCACUUACUCAUCAGAACUGGAAGCCAGCACGUUCAUUCAGCAGCAUCUACAAAAUGCGAUAGACUCUGGCUGUCCUUCAUCGUAUAUAUUGAAAGAAUACAAUAAGCUAAAUAGUGGAAUCUUUAACUCAGACAUUUCAAAUACAGUAGAGCACAUUCCAAGAGUUUAUGAUGUGCUUACACCAAAGAUUGAGGCAUGGCGCCGAGCACUGGAUUUAGUCCUCUUAGUGCUGCAGACAGACAGUGAAAUUAUCACUGGAUCUGGACAUGCACAGAUCAAGUCACAGAAACUAGAGGGCUUCUUAUUUUUGUAAUGCUAUUGGUUAAGUCUUUGGAAAAUAAUCUUUUGUAAUAGAUCCUAUGAGCAAUAAACUUAUUAAUA
Molecule: messenger RNA, 2369 nt
Organism: Octodon degus (degu)
Lineage: Eukaryota; Metazoa; Chordata; Mammalia; Rodentia; Octodontidae
Gene: Bbs12
Product: Bardet-Biedl syndrome 12
Exons: 2
Coding region: 178-2301 (707 amino acids)
Biological process (GO): chaperone-mediated protein complex assembly; photoreceptor cell maintenance
Molecular function (GO): ATP binding
Source: RefSeq, a predicted model, not a curated record